Dendrobium catenatum is the source of this 4917-nucleotide messenger RNA. RefSeq lists its product as uncharacterized. The record is from RefSeq and is a predicted model, not a curated record. Bases 1 to 4917 code for a protein of 1638 amino acids. Lineage: Eukaryota; Viridiplantae; Streptophyta; Magnoliopsida; Asparagales; Orchidaceae. The transcript has 5 exons.
AUGGCAUCUGCUUUUCCAACCUCUGAUUUUCCUCCGCUUGGUUCUUCAGCUGGAGGGAAGGCUCCCAUCGUCCCGAGAGAUUGGUCUAAUGUUUUUGCUCCUGCAAAAGACUCUCCCAAAGCUUUUAAUUUUUCUCACUUUCCUGAGGAGCCUGAAGUCAUUCCUUUUUCUGGGGAAAAGCUUCUUCAGGGGGGUGAAGACUGGAAGCUAUGUCUGGUUGGCUACUCGAUAGGAAGGAGACCUUACUACGAAGCUUUACUUGGGGCCAUUAAGAAGACCUGGAAGUUGAUAGGCUCGGUGCAGCUCCUCUCCUUAAGUGACGGUUUUUUUCUUCUACGCUUUUCUUGCAAUGAAGAUCUGGAAAUGGCGUGGUCCAGAGGUGUUUGGUUCCUGUUGGGUAAGCCAUUCGUUUUGCAGAAAUGGCAUCCCAAGUUCAAACCUUUGAAAGAAGAUUUCAAGACUGUUCCCAUCUGGGUCAAAAUCCAUGAUUUACCGCUUGCAUGCUGGAAUUCCGAAGGGAUUUCUAGGAUUGCAAGUAAGAUUGGGGUGCCUAUUGCUGCCGACAGCCUAACAGAACAGAAAUCUCGCCUCACUUUUGCCCGUGUCUGCGUUCUUGUGGAUUGCUCGGCGACCUACCCGGAGGAGAUUAAAGUUUCUCUUGAUGGGGAUGUUGUGUGCUUGAAGGUACAAUACGAAUGGAGACCUUUUCCCUGCUCUCACUGUAAGUCUCUAAUGCACUUCUCUUCCUCUUGUCCGUCUAAGCCUGAAGUGGUUUUAAAUGAGGAAAAUGUGGAGAAACGCGGCAGAAGCUUUAGUAGGAGGCCCCAUAAUCGCAAGCAGUCCAAAAAUCAACAGCCUGUUAAUCUUCCUGCUGAGCAGGAAACUUCUUCUCCUCCUCCGAAAGUUUCUAAUGGUGGCUCUUUUACUGAUCAGGGGGUUUCUAGUGUGCUUGGUAAAGAUUUACAUUACCAGCCUCACUCUCCGCCUCCUUUCAAAGUAGUAACCUCUUCCACUGAUCUUACCCUGGUUCCUAAUGCUGUUGCGUCUCAGUCUGUUUUGGUGGGAGUUGGGGUUGGGAUCCCUAAUCUUAACUCUCCCAAUAAUGCAACCUCUUCCUCCACUAGCUCACUCCCUCUCAUCAAUAACCCUGCUCCUAAAGUUACUGUAUCGCCUAACAGAUUUGAUGCUUUAAACUUAGAGGAAGACUCUCAGUCGCAAACUUAUGUUAAUGAAGAGUAUGAGGAUAUCUCUGUCCCUGAUAAGGCUGAUGGCGGAGGGGAUCUCCAGCAUUAUGUGAGCAAUAAGCCACAAUCCAAACAGUCCAGUCCUGCUUCUAAAAAAACUGCUAAGGGCUCUUCAUUUUCCCCUUUUCAACUCACUGCUGUGUAUGCUUCCAACAGUAGUCAGGAACGUAAAGCUUUGUGGAACGACAUUGGUCUGGCUGCCCCUGCUUCUCAUAUGUCGUGGGCUAUUAUUGGUGAUUUCAAUUGUUGUAGGUACACUUCUGAGAAGCUGGGUGGUUCUGAUAUUAAUCAGGCGGCUCUGUUUGAUUUCAAUUCCAUGAUCUUUAAUAAUUGUCUUUUGGACCUGCAAUCGAUUGGGUGUAAAUUCACGUGGCACAAUCAACGUCAGGACAAUCCAAUUCAUAUCAAACUUGAUAGAGUCUUGGUUAAUGACUCCUGGUUGAAUUCCUAUCCAGACUCCUUCUGCUCUUUUCAGAGUCCUUCUUGCUCUGACCAUUCCCCGAUUCUUUUACUGUCUGGAUCUCAUAAUCAGUCAAGGCAUAGGUUUCUCUUCAAGAACUAUUGGACCAAGAUUGAUGAAUACUGGUCUCUCCUUGCUGAGUUCCUUCUCCUGCCGCUUUCGGGUAACCCUUUGGCUAAUUUUUGCAAUUCUCUGAGAAGUCUUAAACAGAAAAUUAAAGCUCAGAAGUGGGCUUCUUCCUCUUGUGUUACUAGACACAUUGAUUUCCUUCAUGCUACUCAACAAUCUCUGUUGGAUUCUCUCCAUGCUGAUCCUUCCAGCUCUUCUCUGAAUCAAGCUUAUAAAGAGAACAAUGCCAAGUUAGCUGAAUUUAUGUCUUUGCAAGCUUCCUGGAUCAUUCAAAGAGCCAAGGUUAACUGGUUGAAAUAUGGUGAAGAUGAUCUUAAAUUCCUCUAUGCUAAAAUUAGGAUUAGAAUGGGGAGUAAGAAAUCGGUUAUUAAUCUGUUCAACCAUAAUUCUCAAACUUCUAAAGAGGAAGUUACUGCUACCAUCAUUAAUUACUAUCAAGAUCUUUAUAAUCCCAUUCCCCCUUGCAAUAGAGAUAUGGCUAUUUUCCCUGUGGGGACUGCUUUGGCUGCUGACCAAGCUCAUUCUCUUAUUUCUUUUGUGACGGAUGGUGAAAUUAAAGCUGCUGUUUUCUCUGGCUCUUCUAAGUCUGCCCCUGGCCCUGAUGGUAUUAACUUUCAUUUCUAUAAAUCUGGUUGGCACCUCCUUGGUCCCUAUGUCUGUAGGGCUAUCAGAUCUUUUUUCAUUAAAGGUUAUCUCCCAAAAGGUGUUAAGGCUACUGCUCUUGCCAUUGUUCCUAAGAAGAAAAAUGCUUCUAAUAUUUCUGAUUAUAGACCGAUUGCAUUGUGUAACGUGCUUUAUAAAAUCAUUGCCAAAACUAUGGCUACUAGAAUCAAGCCGUUCAUGUAUUUGAUUGUUAAAGAUAACCAAGCUGGGUUUGUGAAUUCUAGGGUGUCUACGGACAACAUUCUUCUUGCAAAUGAUAUUCUUUUUCAUGCUGGUAAAAGAGGUGGGGAUAAAAUUUUCUGUGCUAAGUUGGAUAUCAAGAAAGCUUUUGAUUCCGUCUCCAGGGAUUUUCUUCUUGCUAGACUUAAUCAGAAAGGUUUUCCGUCUACCUAUACUAAUUGGGUUAAGGCUUGUGUCUCUGAUGUCAAUUUCUCAAUUGUCUUGAAUGGGGCACUUGAAGGUUUCUUUCCUUCUUCGGCUGGUUUGAGGCAGGGGUGUCCUCUUAGCCCUUACCUUUUCUGUAUUGUCAUGGACGCCUUCUCUAACUUGCUGGAUGGUAGAGGCUUUAAAGGUAUCUCUAAUGGUAAUUACAAACUCUCACAUCUCUUGUAUGCUGAUGAUGUCUUAAUUUUUGGUGAGGCUACAAAUGAGAACUGCCAAAUACUUGUCUCUGUCAUUAAUGAUUUUGCUAACUCCUCUGGACUUGUAAUUAAUCAUGAUAAAUCCUAUAUUAUGUUCCCUAAGCAUGUGAGUAAUCAGCUGGAGGUGUGCCAAUUGCUUUCCAUUCAUAAUAUUGUUUCCAAGAUUACCUACUUGGGGAUUCCUCUCUCCUUCUAUAGGCUCAAAGUUGCUGAUUUCUUGCCCCUGUUGGAUAGUAUUAACAAAAAACUUAAUGGCUGGAAAGCUAACCUCCUUUCUCUUGCGGGCAGACUUCAAUACCUCAAGUUCACUAUUCAAAAUACUAUAGCCUACUGGAUUAGGGGGUCGAUAAUACCUAAAACUGUGCACAAGGUAUUCAAGAAAGUAUGUUCUAGAUUCUUGUUUUUUGGCAACUCCAAUACUGAUAAGAAGCUCCAUAUGGUUUCUUGGGAUAAAAUUUGUUUACCCAAAGAAAAAGGAGGUUUGGGGAUUUAUUCUAUUAAAGCUAUGCAGUUUGCAUUCAACUGUUCUGUUAUUUUAAAAAUGUACAAUUCUGUUUCUCCCCUAGCUUGUUGGCUGUUAGCUAAAUAUAGUUCUCCUUGGAAGCCCCAUCACUUUUCUGCUUCAAAAUUGUGGAAAUCGAUUUGUUGCACUGCUGGAAAUGUUAAAUCCCUCUUUCAGUUUAGAAUUUACAAUAAUUCCCCUAUAUCUCUUAAGUGGGAUCACUGGUGCUUUAACUCUACGUUGGGGAAUUUUUGUGGUAUGGUGGAUAAUUUCGGGUUACCUGACAUCAUGUUGAAAAAUAUUAUCUCUAUGCAUGGUUGGGAUUAUUCUGGGGUAAUUCCUUCCUUAUAUCAUCAGACCCUGUCUCAAAUUAAUAUUGAGGAGGGUGAGGGGCCUAGUUUGCUAUGGAAGGAAAAGAACUGCUUUCAUUUUAAGCUUUUUAUCAAGGAAUUUUACUCUGAUUAUAAUGAUUGCUCUUGGGCUAAAUUGGUUUGGCAUAAAAAGUAUGUUCUUAAACAUGCUGUAUUUGUUUGGUUGGCCUUACGGGAUGGCCUGAAGACGGCUGAUGCGCUAAGAAUGAGGCAUAUUCUGGUUCCUAAAACCUGUAGCCUAUGCCAUACCUGUGAUGAAUCUACUGCUCAUAUCUUCUUUGAAUGUUCUUUCUCAUUUUCCAUUCUAAGAAGCUUAAUUCCUGGGGUGGAAAUUUUUCUUCUCAGACCGACCAUAUUGCAAUUAUAUGACUGGAUAAAAGUUAAAUUUUGUGCUAACGUGACUGAUUUGAACUUCUAUAAGUUGGCGGUUCUUUUUGGUCCCCUGUCCCUUCGUUUUGCCUGGGGUUAUGGGGGACUGGACGAUGAUGAUGCUCCCCAAUGUGUGUUCCUUGGAGGGGUUUUGCUCGGUCUGGAUUUUGGUGCCUCCCAGCUGCUCAACUCUGUUAUCAUCUUCGUCUGUGGUGGCUAUUUGCUGUUUUUGGCUGCUAGCAGGGUUCGGCUCUGCUCCAUGGUGCUUUCCGCCACCUCCAGCGUCGACGACACCAGGUCGUCGCUCACCGGCAACACCGAUCCUGUCAUCUCCUCUACACCAUCUCCAGGGAAAUUUAGAUUCAUUAAACGUGAUGUGUCUAGAGAACGUGAUCCGAUUGGUCAAGGGAUCAAGACAUUUGUAUCCUUUAUACUUGUCAUUGUAACCAAGAAACACGUGAGGCUUGGACUUGGGCUGAAGUUUGUGACGAGAUUGAGGUGGGGAAAGAGGAUAGCAUUCGCAGCCAAAGAUCCUUAG